UUGUUUACAUGUCGUGUGUAUAACUUUUUAUACCUUUUACAAGUGUUUUCUCUAAUUUUCCAUGCAAAUAAAUAAUUCCAUUAAUUAAAAUGAUUAAAAAACAAUCAAAGAAUACUUUAGCCGAGAAAAUCGCGGGUGUUUUAAGUGCCGUGCCGUCCCAGUUCGAUCCGGACGAUGAUAAUAUUGACGACACCAGUGCCAAAAUUGCCGGAUCUGGCGAUUUUGAGGAGGACAAUGAGGAAGAAGAGGCUUUAUUAAGCAAAUUUAGGAGGCAGAAUGUCGAUUUACUUGCCGACGUCGACCAGCGGUAUGCGGGGAAAAAGGGGAGCAGGAAGAGCUUGAAGGAUGAAAGCUCCGAAGAGUCUGACGAGGAACUUUCUGAUUUUAAUGAUGAUCACUCAGAAACUGGCUCUGACCAAUCAGGAAAUGAGGAAGAACCUUCAGAAGAAGAAAAAGAAAUAUCUGGUUCAGGCUCAGAUAGUGAAGGUGGCUCCAUAGCAUUAUCUGAAAAUGAUGAAGACACCAAUUUUCAGCAUUUAUCUGAGACAAAUGCCUCUCAACAAGUAAAAAAGGGUCUGUGUGUGAGGAAUCAAAUGAACAUAUGGGAGAACCUUUUAGAGAUGAGAAUACAAUUGCAAAAAUCCUUGGUGGCAGCCAAUAAGAUGCCCCAAACUGAUGAUUUUAAGGGAAUGCAGAAAAGCGAUGAAGCUGAACAAUUUAGGGAAAAAGUGCAAGAAACUCAGGAAAAUUUGGGUAAAGUUGUCGAUAAGUUAAUACAGCUACAACAAAUGGUUGUAAAAAAAUUUCCUGAAAGCAAGAAUGUAUUGAAGAAUAAUGGUGGAAAUCAAAAGGAAAAGGUUAAUCAGGAUAGUGAUGAGGAAAUUCCCAGCGAUACAGAAGAUGAACAAGAUGAAAGCAAUGAUGAAUCUGAAGAAGAAUCUAAACUCCAAAAAGGAAAGAAAAGAAGGCUAAAUGACUAUGAAAAAGACAUAUCAGAAUUGCACGAAAAAUACAGGAAAUAUAGAAAUGACACUAUAGAGAAAUGGAAUACAAAAACUAGACUAUCAGUGACAAAAAAUGCCGGACCAACUCACUCAGUUAUAAGCCAAAUAGAGCAUAUACUCUCAGAUAAAGAAAAGCUCCGAAAGCGAACCCAACUUAAGAGAACCGAGUACAGAAUCUUAGGAAAGCCUGAGGCAGAAGCAAACGUAUUAGAAAGCAAUGAGGAUAAUGGAGAUGUAAAACCAGUUGAAGAGUACAACAGUGAAAUCUUUGAUGAUAGUGAUUUCUAUCAUCAAUUGCUUAGGGAACUCAUUGAAGUUAAAUCAGCAGAUGUUACAGACCCGGUUCAAUUGAGUAAACAAUGGAUUCAACUGCAAAAUCUCAGAAGUAAAAUGAAGAGGAAAAUCGAUACGAGGACCACCAAGGGCAGGAAAAUAAGGUAUGCAGUUCAUACCAAAUUGGUGAAUUUUAUGGCCCCCUGUGACAAUGGGUCAUGGACAGAAGAAGCUAAAAACGAUUUAUAUAGUUCACUGUUUGGCAAAAUUCAACCUAAAACUGUGUAGUAGUUGUAAGUGGUAAAAAAUUAUUAAAAAUUGUUUUAGUUAAAAGUA
Anthonomus grandis grandis is the source of this 1613-nucleotide messenger RNA. Its product is annotated as protein AATF-like. The record is from RefSeq and is a predicted model, not a curated record. The coding region runs from base 90 to 1565 and encodes 491 amino acids. Gene Ontology annotation, cellular component: nucleolus; nucleus. Lineage: Eukaryota; Metazoa; Arthropoda; Insecta; Coleoptera; Curculionidae. Gene Ontology annotation, biological process: regulation of transcription by RNA polymerase II. The transcript has 3 exons.